Molecule: messenger RNA, 1341 nt
Organism: Bathycoccus prasinos
Lineage: Eukaryota; Viridiplantae; Chlorophyta; Mamiellophyceae; Mamiellales; Bathycoccaceae
Product: aldo/keto reductase
Exons: 1
Coding region: 1-1341 (446 amino acids)
Source: RefSeq, a predicted model, not a curated record
AUGUUUUCGCUCUCCUCCUCCUCGAUUUCGAUGAUUUCAACACCUUCCAAACCUUCCUCCUCUCGUGGUGGUCGGGGAAAAGCAUUCUUUUGCUCUUCUGAUGAUGGUGGUGGUAGUAAUGGUGAUGACGAUGCGCUUUUGCGCGACAAAACGUUGCUCUCGAAAAGAGAUUUGAUGAAACGAGUCGCCGGAGGAGCGUCCGUGAUGUUGUCGUCGUCGUCUGGUUUGAUUUUACCCGGGCUGGUGCCAAGCAGCGCGUUUGCCGCUGCCGGAGAAGAAGCUUCUUCUGCUUCUGUUGCUCUCCCUAAAAUACCGAGAACUGAGGUUCCGUUGAAGUUUACCCAAGAGUACCCUUCCGCGGUGAUUAAAGGAUGCUGGCAGUUAUCGGGUGGACACAAAGGCGACCCGGCGGAUGACAGAACGUCGAAAGAUAAAGGCGCGGUGGAAGAUUUUGAGACGUUUGUAAAUGCGGGGAUUACGACGUUCGACACCGGGCCGACGGCGUGCGGAUACGGCGACAGCGAAUUAGUGAUUGGAGAUUUUUUAAAGCGCAAUCGAAACAGUGAACAGUGUCGAGUGCACACGAAGCUGUGUUGCGUUGGGAGAGAACAAGUUGCGAUGACUGAAAAAUGGGUGAAAGAGAACGCGUUUGAUGUUCCGAGCAAACGCUUAGGCGGGUUGAAGAAGAUCGAUAUGGUACAAAUGUAUUGGAACGAUUACGGGAGUUCGCAAUAUAUUGAUUGCGCGUUGCAUUUGACUGAUUUAAAAGCGAAAGGUUUGAUUGGCUCCGUCGCGUUGACGAAUUUCAACACGAAAAAAAUGGAAGAGAUGAUUAACAAAGGCGCGGAGAUUUCUUCGAACCAAAUUCAGUAUUCGUUGUUAGAUCGACGACCGGAUUUGAAGAUGAACGAGUUUUGCAAGGCGAGCGGAGUGAAAUUGUUACCGUACGGCGUUUUAGCCGGCGGUUUUUUAUCGAGCAAGUUCUUAGAGACUGACGUAAAAGACGUCGUUUUAGAUACCGGCUCGAAGAGGAAGUAUUCGUCGGUGAUAAGAAACUUCGGCGGUUGGGGUAAUUUGCAAAAAUUGUUGAAAGUUCUCGACUCGAUUGGGAAAAAACACGACCAGAGCAUCGCAAAUGUCGCCACUCGAUGGGUUUUGGAGAAAGAAAGCGUUUUGGCGGUUAUUUUAGGCGCGCGAAACGAUUUUCACGUCGAAGAUCAUCAAAAGUUAUUCCAAUUUACGCUCGACGCGGAAGAUAAAAGUAAAAUCGACGAAGUUUUGUCCUCCACGACCAAAGCAACCGGCGACUGCUACGAUUGGGAACGAGGAGGAAAGUGGUAA